AUGGCGAGGAAGAGAGACGCGGAGGCCGAGCUCAACCUGCCGCCGGGAUUCAGGUUCCACCCAUCCGACGAAGAGCUCGUCGUGCACUACCUGUGCCGGAAGAUAACCUGCCAACGCCUGCCCGUCCCUAUCAUCGCCGAGAUUGAUCUAUACAAGUACAAUCCUUGGGAAUUACCAGAUAAGGCAUUAUUUGGACAGAAAGAAUGGUACUUCUUCACACCUCGGGACCGGAAGUACCCGAACGGCUCGAGGCCGAACCGGUCUGCCGGGAAGGGAUACUGGAAGGCGACCGGUGCUGAUAAGCCGAUCUCGACCAAGGGGAGCAAGACAACUCUUGCAAUCAAGAAAGCCUUGGUCUUUUACUCCGGGAAAGCACCGAGAGGAGUGAAGACCGAUUGGAUUAUGCAUGAAUACAGAGUGGCCGAUACGGACCGCCGUGCCAACAAGGGAAGCCUGAGGUUGGAUGACUGGGUUCUUUGCCGGCUGUACAACAAGAAGAAUACCUGGGAGAAGAAGCAGCAACAAAGGGCGACGUCCUUUGGAGAGCCCAUCGAUUCAUCGGACGAGGCAUGGUCAGCAGCAGACAGCUUCAGAACACCAGAUUCUGAAAUUGAAAAUGAUUUUGUGUUGCCGCAUUUCAAUGAUCUAGGCAGCCCAUCACAAGCUUCUGCUGGAGUGCAAGCAUGGAGCGCCAGGCAAACAAUUGGCCUCCAGAUGGUGGAAAAAGGUCCGAAAGAAGAUAAUGAAUGGUUCAUGGACUUGAAUCUGGAUGAGUUGCAGAGCACUUACAUGAGCUUGGGAUCAACACCUGCCAUGGAUGCAACAAACCAAGAUUAUUUCUUCCAAUCCUUAGUACCGCCCAUGCCGAGGCCAAAUCAGACCAGCAUGCUACCUUUCUGAAUUAAGUGGGAAGUUGAAGAUGUAAAUAAGGGUAGAUGCAAACAUCUAAAGAACACUCUAGGAUUUUUCACUUCGUUUCAUGCAUUAUAUGCAAACACUUUUGAAACAA
Molecule: messenger RNA, 1009 nt
Organism: Musa acuminata AAA Group (dessert banana)
Lineage: Eukaryota; Viridiplantae; Streptophyta; Magnoliopsida; Zingiberales; Musaceae
Product: NAC domain-containing protein 68
Exons: 3
Coding region: 1-900 (299 amino acids)
Biological process (GO): regulation of DNA-templated transcription
Molecular function (GO): DNA binding
Source: RefSeq, a predicted model, not a curated record